AUGUUUUCUUCAUCGCUUCGUCGUCGAUGCUUCAGCGUGCUGAGAUCAGCCCAUCCUCCUGUCCGGAAGAGCGUCCCGGUGACGUGCGGCUCGGGGGGCUCAGUGGAAGUCGACUUGUACAACGUCGAUGAGUUUUCGCCUACAAAGGUCCUCUUCCUGCAUCUGCCUUCGCUGCCGGACAGUGCCCAUGGCGUGAGGCAACUGCCGGAGUUUCUGCACGACUGGCCCGUUGCCAGCAUCAACUACCGGUGGGCAACCGAACCUCCCCGGGCCGCAAGCCAGGACGGGGAGCAUGUCGACGAUGACUACUCAGUCGACUGGCCGGUGCCAAUCCACGAUGUGGCAUUUGCCUACCAAUGGGUAGUCGAAGCGCUGAAGCCCCCGUCCAGCGGCCGCGGCAACAUCUACGUCUACGGCUCUCACCUCGGCGCCGGCCUGGCCAUGUCGCUCUCCCUGACAAACGCCCACCCGCACAAGCGCUUUGCCGUCCGCGGCGUCGCGGCCUACAACGGCGUCUACAACUGGACCAUGUUCCUGCCGGGCCACAAGGUCCGCGGCGCCAAGUCCGCGAGGGCCGCAUGGAGGGCGCUGCAACGCAACAACGGCAAUCUCAGGCUCGACGCCCUGGGCGACAGGCUCGUGGCCCUGUUCCAAGAGCCGCACAACCUGUUCGACCCCUUUGCGAGCCCGAGCCUCUUCUUCCACAACCCGGGGCUGGCCAUUCCCGAGUCGUUCUACGCGUCUGCCGCGUAUGCCAGCCUCGUCAACGCCAUGAAGGGGCAGCAUGACACGUCGGACGAGACGUUGGAGGCGUCUCGCAGAUCCCACCUUGUGUUUCCCCCGAGAGCGUCGACUCUCAAGAUUCCCGAAACGCUGCUCUUGCACGACGCACCGUCGAGGUCCAAAGUCGUAGAUACGAGACACACGUUCAUGGCGCAGGCAGCUGAAAUGGCCAGCUUCAUGCGGCGGAGCAUCGAAAUGGUCGAGCUUAAGGAGCGGGCCAAGUGGGAUGAAGACGCGCAGCGGCUGGCAAGAGAGCCGGAGCGCAGAGUGCAGGUCGUCGAGGUGGGACAAGAGGGCGAGGAGCUUGGGUUGAACGACGCUGGCCAGCAAGCUGUUUUGGAUUGGUUGGGAAGCCUCAAUAUACGAUGA
Molecule: messenger RNA, 1152 nt
Organism: Trichoderma citrinoviride
Lineage: Eukaryota; Fungi; Ascomycota; Sordariomycetes; Hypocreales; Hypocreaceae
Exons: 3
Coding region: 1-1152 (383 amino acids)
Source: RefSeq, a predicted model, not a curated record